GAAGAACGUGCAACAACAUCUCACUGUCUUCUACCUGAAUUUUGGUGAAUAUUAACUUUUGUGCGUGAAAACAUUUGCUUGUGAAUGAAAAACAGAACAUUUAAGUGAUUUUUUUUUUUGGUGGUAUAUUAUGAUGUUCAGAAUUUGUGGAUAAGAUAAAGUUGCAGUUGCGUUCGAUAGAAGCGCCAUGCGAACUUCCCAGGGGGUGGGCUGCCGUGCUGAAGACUUGCAUGACCAAGUCACCUAAAUUGAGUACUCUCUCGCCAUUACGAAUGUGAUGAACCUCAGCAUGAAUCUGAAAUUGAUACAAUACUUCCUUGUCGUUUUUAUUUCACACUGUGCUUAUGGAGAUGAUGCGUUCAUAUUGCCGAACCAGCGCUUUGCCAACGGCUCAGCAGAACCUGACACUAGGUCCGUCGGCCGAGUGCCUCCGUACCAGCCACCUGCAAUCGGCAUAUCCGGGCCUAUUCAAGUACCAGGGUUCAGACCACAUAGCCCAUACACUAGAGUUGAUGCAUGGCAUCCAAACGGGCGCAUUUACAUAAAUCCAAGAGAAUCCUACGUAGUGGCUGAUGACAUAGACGACGGCCAUGACGACGGAGGUUGCCAUCUUCCGUGCUCCAAAGAAUUCUUCUCGUGCCAGACGUCCUGCAAGUGCAUAGAGUUGGAGAAACGUUGCGAUGGAGUAGUGGACUGUAUCGACGCUGAAGACGAAGCCGGCUGCAGGAAGGCUUGCGAUGAACAGGACAACCGGACGCUGUGUCAUGGCACCAACGUAUGCAUAGCGUUCGACUGGCUUUGCGAUGGCGACAACGAUUGUGGAGACUUCUCCGACGAGACACAUUGCGGACUAGAAGUAAAUUGCACUGAGGAGCAAUUUCAGUGUAACAACGGCCUGUGCAUACAGAAGGAGUGGCUGUGUGAUGGUGACAACGAUUGUCGAGACGGUUCUGACGAGAUCAACUGCCCUAAAGGAAAAUGCAAAGAUAAACAAUUUGUGUGCUCGUCGGGGGAUUGCAUACCUCCACACUGGCGAUGCGACAAGGAGGCAGAUUGUCCAGAUAAUUCUGACGAGACUGAAUGUCCUGUCGAUUUCCUACAAUGCGGGGAGAAUGAAAUCCAAUGCGAAAACGGCAAGUGUAUUCGUAAAGAUUUCCAAUGUGAUGGAGACAAUGACUGUGGGGACUGGACUGAUGAAGACUCCUGUCCUCUACUGCCUGGAAACUGCAAUGCUGCUGAAUAUAAGUGUAAUGAUGGACGCUGUAUCCCUGAGCGGUGGAGGUGCAACAUGGAGAAGGAUUGCACCGAUGGUGAUGACGAGUUGGACUGCGAAGCCCUGGGAAUUAGAAACUGCACCCUCGAUGAACAUAUGUGUGAAGACCGCAGAUGCAUUUCGAAAACUUGGCUAUGUGAUGGAGUUCGUGACUGCGCGAAUGGUGAAGACGAAACAAAUUGUGAAGUUAAUUGCGAGGAGGACCAAUACAUGUGCAAGUCUCUAGUUAAAAAUGCAUUUCGUAAUUGUGUGAACAAGAAACACGUUUGCGAUGGAAUGAAAGAUUGCCCGCAAGGUGAUGAUGAAGAUAAUUGCCCAACUAAAAGGAAAUGUACUGGAAGGGAUAGAUGCGAGAGACAAUGCAUAACAACAUACGAAGGGAAACCAGCAUGUGCUUGUCCUUUAGGUUAUAAGUUAGCGGAAGAUGGAUACAGCUGCCGCGACAUAGAUGAAUGUAUGUACGAACAAGAUCCAGUUUGCUCCCAAACAUGUUCUAAUACCCAAGGCAGUUACCAUUGUGGAUGUAUGACGGGGUACGUUCUCAGGCCUGAUGAAAGAUCCUGUAAAGCUACUGGAGAAUCACCAACUCUGCUGUUUUCCAAUCGUAUUGGCGUCCGUAAGGUAUGGUUGACCGGUGACAACUAUGUAACUGUGCUAAAAGGAUUACAUAACGCAGUAGCACUGGAUUACCACUAUGAAAAGAAAUUAAUAUUUUGGACCGAAAAUAAUAUGAAAGUCAUUCGAGUCGCUCCAUUGGAUAGCAAUAACAUGACAGAUGUUAUAAGAUGGGGUCUGGAAACUCCAAGCGGGGUGGCAGUAGAUUGGAUUCAUGAUUUAUUAUUUUGGACCGACUCUGGUACGAGGCGAGUGGAAGUAGCGACACUGGAUGGCGUACACAGAGCAGUCUUGGCAGCUAGCGAUUUGGACAAACCAAGAGCUAUUGCAGUGCAUCCUGGAGACGCACUUAUAUUUUGGACGGAUUGGGGACCGAAUCCGAAAAUAGAACGCUCCGAUAUGGAUGGCAGUAGAAGGAAAAGUGUCAUAGUGGAUAACAUAUUCUGGCCAAAUGGAUUAACAAUUGACUAUAUGGAGUCCAAAAUAUAUUGGGCAGAUGCUAAACAUCAUGUUAUCGAAAAGGCUUCAUUUGAUGGAAGGGAUCGUAAACGAAUAACUAAUAAAGGUGUCCCACAUCCGUUUGCAUUAACUGUUUUUGAAGAUGCUAUAUAUUGGACAGAUUGGCACACGAAAAGCAUAUCAACUAUUAAUAAAAAUACUGGAAUGGGAAUACAAACAAUACAUUCUAGUUUACAAGUACCUAUGGAUAUACAGAGUUUUCAUCCACUACGUCAACUAAGGACGUACAAGAAUCGAUGUGGUGGUAAUAACGGCGGUUGCUCCCAUAUUUGUCUUCCUAAUAGCAACGGAUAUUCUUGCCGAUGUCCUCUGGGCUAUAAUCUCAAAUCUGACGGGCGAACUUGUGUCGACACUCCUGAAAAGUUACUGCUGUACGCAAGACGAAAAGAUAUCAGAUUAAAAUUACUGAACCCAAGGAAACAAAUGGAUGCCUUGGACAUGGUGAUACCAGUGGAUAGUAUUAAGUCAGCCGUAGCACUAGAUUGGGAUCACGCAAGGAAAAGAAUAUUCUGGACGGAUGUAGAAAAGGACACAAUCAACAGAGCGUUCUUAAAUGGAUCAAAUCAGACAGUAAUCGUCAGCACAAACCUGAUAUCGCCGGCUGGAUUGGCCUAUGAUUGGAUGACAGAUAAAAUUUACUGGACAGAUGCAGGAACUAACAGGAUCGAAGUAGCUAACUCUGACGGGACUAUGAGGACGCUACUAGCAUGGGAAAACAUCGAUAAGCCACGUGAUAUUGUAGUAGAUCCUAAAGGUGGUGUAAUGUAUUGGUCGGAUUGGGGUAAAUCACCAUGUAUAGAACGCGCUGAUAUGGAUGGUCGGAACCGACAGCGUCUUAUAAUGGGCGACAUGACGUGGCCAAACGGUUUAGCUUUGGAUUUGCUGAAUCAUAAAAUUUAUUGGACUGAUGGUGGAAAUAGAACGAUUGAGUUCGCAAACCUCGAUGGCACAGGCCGCACAGUGCUGAUAGGUCAACAUCUACCUCAUCCAUUUGGGUUAGACCUCUACGGCGAUGAAGUGUUUUGGACGGACUGGGACACGAAUUCUAUUCAAGCAGCAAAUAAAUACACAGGCAAAAAUAGGCGCACUUUGGGUGCAGGUGUCGAAGGUCUCAUGGAUGUCAGAGUGUUUCAUAAGGAAAGAAGAGGUGGAACUAACCGCUGCGGUAAGAAUAAUGGUGGUUGCUCACAUCUAUGUCUACUGAAACCCGGCGGAAGAACUUGUACCUGUCCAACUGGAAUUAAGAUGAUGGAUGAUGGCAAAACGUGCACAGAUGGACCAAUAAAUUAUCUGCUGUUUGCUCAUCGAGUGGAUGUACGCUUCGUCUCAUUUGAUGUUCCCUACCUUGUGGAUGUUGUGUAUCCCUUCCAGGGACUAAAGAAUGCACUUGGUGCAGACGUGGAUCAAAAUACAGGUUUGAUUUAUUGGACGGAUACUGCCGAGAGGAUAAUUCGUCGAGCAGAUAAGUUUGGUCAAAAUGCGCAAACUAUUAUCAACAGGGGCUUGCAAACCGCUGAUGGAUUGGCCAUCGACUCAGCAGGCCGUAAGGUAUACUGGACAGACGGAGGGCGAAACAGUGUUGAAGUAUCAGAACUAGAUGGAACCAGUCGCAAAGUUCUUGUUUGGACUGGAUUAGAUUCUCCCCGUGGAAUAGCGUUGCAUUAUGAAAAGGGUUACAUGUUUUGGUCGGACUGGGGUAAUGUGGCGAAAAUAGAAAGAGCUGAUUUGGACGGUAGCAAUAGAUAUAUUAUUGCCACAGCUGGAGUAAAGUGGCCGAAUGGUCUAGCAAUUGAUCGCAUACAAGAUCGCUUAUAUUGGAAUGAUGCUAAGGAAAAUACAAUUGAGAGCGCCGAUUUCAAUGGCUUGGGUCGGAAAACUAUUCUCAGUGAAGUACCAUACCCUUAUGGCAUAGUAGUUGUAGGACAGCAUAUCUAUUGGACUGACUGGAAAACUAAAGCUUUGCAUAGAGCUGAUAAGCAUAAUGUUAGUGAUCAGCUUAUUGUUAGAGAUAAUCUUGAAGGUUUGAUGGAUAUAAGAGUAAUUCAGGGCGAUUAUAACCUGGAUAAUGUAUGCGGUCUAAACAACGGUGGUUGCUCACAUCUUUGCCUUCGAAAUUCAAAGGGAUAUUCAUGCGCAUGUCCAACGGGUCUCCGUUUUGAAAACGAGACCGAUCCAGAGUCAAAGAUAUGCAAGAAACAUCCAGACAACUUUUUAAUAUUUGCAACACAAACUAGCAUGACCGUUAUAUCUCUAGACACUCCUGAGUUGAGAGAAAUCAAUAUUCCGGUCAAAGAAAUGAAAAGUUCUAUUGCACUGGACUUCCAUUGGGAUAACAAAUUAAUUUUCUAUACUGACGUUAAGCUAAAUCAAAUAAGAACCUUAGACAUGGAAAACAUGACUCAGAGCAGAACUAUUGUCAAUUCAAGUUUGGAAACACCAAAUGGUUUAGCAGUUGAUUGGAUUGCAAAUAAUUUGUAUUGGACUGACAAUGAAUAUAAGGUUGUUGAAGUUGCAAAGUUAGACGGCUCCUGCAGAAAAGUUUUACUAACCGGUCUAAGCGAACCUAGAUCUGUAGCGCUAUUUCCAGCUAAAGGUUAUCUAUAUUGGAGUGAUUGGGGAGAACAUCCCAGUAUUGAAAGAGCUGCGCUAGAUGGAACUCAACGGAAAAUGAUCGUUGAUCACGACCUUGGGUUUCCCAAUGGUCUUACGAUUGAUUAUGUCGAACGAAGGCUGUACUGGACUGAUGCGUUGAAGGACAGGAUUGAUACAUCAGACUUAAAUGGCCAGCACAGAGUUCAACUGGUGCCAGAUGCGAAAAAUCCAUUUGGAAUGACUCAGUUUCGUGAUCAUAUUUAUUGGACCGAUUGGUAUAAGAAGGCCGUGAUUCGCGCCGACAAAAGCACUGGAAAAAACGUUACGUCAGUUAGUGCUAACUUUGAAAUGGCUAUGGAAAUAAAGACGGUGUCUCAUGAGAGACAGCAUGGCUGGAAUCCAUGUCUUGAGAACAACGGCGGAUGUUCACAUCUAUGUUUCUUUAGAGGACAUGAUUAUGUUUGCGCUUGUCCAGACUCACCUGACGAUAAAGUUUGCUUGACGAAUCCAAAUGAGCGCGUGGAACUAAGGAUGCCUUCACACUAUCCUCCGAACUAUGACUAUAUGGACUACGAGCACACAGACUUGCCAACUCCAACACCGGCGACCGAAUCUAGAACAUUCGUCAUCACCAUCGGAUUAACUGCUGUGGUCUUUGUUAUGAUAUGCCUUGUUUUAACUGUAAUAGGUUGUGUGAAAAUUCUCAAAGAACGUCAUAGUGAUAUGAAAGAAACACAUCGCGAUUCAAGUUGCCAUAUUUCGUUCCCCAAUCCCAACUAUGAACAAUCUAAUAGCGGCAACAGCUCAGGGGAACCGAUGGAUCGACGCUACCGCUUACAGGGAGUCUUCAAAUACGACAAAAGUCAGAAUCGUGUGACCAACGUUUACAUGCCGGAGGGAACCAGUCUUCUGCCGCCGCCACCUCCGCCUCCUCACAGACAGCCGCUCCGACCUCCAACUCACGACGACUUUGAACCUGUCACCCUGCACUCUUUCACCUAAUAGUGGAGUUGAUGUCCUCGAACAAUUAGGACCCAACAAAUACCCAGCUAGAAUCGGUAGAAAACUUGUAACAUUAAGUCCUAUACCACGAGGGCCAAGACAAGAUAUAUUUCUCUAUCGGCAAUACGUUAAAGUGUCAUGAACCGAAAAUAACAUUGACAGCGGUAAAAGAAAAUAAAUUUAAAUAACUUGUCAAAGUCAUGUCACAUAUCAUGACACGAGUAUGUAGUUAUCACUUCUGUCAAAAGUAUCUCGUCUAUGACCUCGUGUGAGAAGAAUUAAUAACCCUCACAAGAAAUUUGCUAGCAAUUAAAGUGACUAAUAAGUAAGCAACUUUAGGACCUGAAGUAACAUCAAAUUUAAUGUAAUUUUCCCAAAGUCAAUUGCGGAGAUUGAAAAACAACUCUACGAGUCUAGAGCUUCAUAUAAAAGGAUUACAGAAUUUCGUGAUCAAAUUUUUGGAGCACAGUAUUUUGUUUAUGACACAACCCAUGGUGUAGACGUUUGUUUAAAACGUAAGACUUUAGAUAAGUAUAAUGUGUUGUUACGUAAGUCUCAAUUCAGACUGCGAUAUCCAGGAUUGAGAAGUAUUGAAGGCGCGAGCUAAAGAAAAGAUAAGUUUCAAGACUUGAUAUCGCGAGUCAAUAUAGAUCUUUGUUAUUAGAUGUAAUGAGAUAUUUGGUAUUAUUUUUGUACAAGUUGCUCAUCCAUUAUUACUCCGAGGCUCACGGGGAAUUAUAGAUGACACAUGUUGUAAGAAUUUUAUAUAGUGUUAAAUUGUUUUUAAUUAGAAAACUUAUGAUGUACUUCGGCCUGGAUAUUUAUUGGUUCCUAAUAAUUUUUCGAUACAAAAAUCAAAACUUUAUGGUUUCAAUCGUUGAAUGAAUCUGACAUUUAGUUCACCACAAUAAUGUUAUGGUGACAAUAAAAUAUCAAUUGUAAAUACUUAAUUAGUAUUACGAUUAUUAUAUUUUGUUAACACUUGAAUUGUAAAUAUUUUGUUAUAAUCAUAUUUGUGUUAAUUCUAAAAGAGUGGUUUAAUUAACUGUAUCGUUAUUGUAAUGCAAGUAUUUGCAAAUCUUGACACUUCAUAUCAGAAGAUUUGUUUAGUAAAUAAGAGUCUGUAUGUAAUUUUAGUUGAUAAUUGUAAAUGACGUUAUAAAAUAACUGUGUACUAUUAAGUUUCUGGAAUAACAUCUACAAAUCGCGCUGUGCGUGAAGUGGCAACACUAUUUUUCACAGGGUGUGUUACGUAUAUUCUAAUAAGAUAGAUUUUAGAGCUGCUAUUGGUUUAAAAUCAGUUGCAAUAAUUAUUAUUUAAUUUCAGAAUGGAUUAGCUGCCUCUAUUCAGCUAAUUAUAUCAAAUUAUAUUUUAAUUAGCAUUAACAGAAUCAUAGAUGCAAAUAUUUUUCAGAAGUUCUGGAUAGUUAUAAUGAGCGCUUAGUUUAUAAAGGAUUUAUUUAGGAAAAUUCAGAUUCAAAUGCAUUCAACUUCACUUUUGUUGCUAAGCCAACUUUCCUAUUAGAGAAUAUAAGGGUAGAAAAAGAUAAAAUAUUUUGAAAUUAUCCUAAAUUAUCCUGUCCUGCAUGUAGGUACAUACUUACUUAUUAUUAUUAUAUAUAUUAUAUUACGAUAUAAUAAUAUUAUAUCUUACAAUAUCUGUAACUAUUUUCCACCUAUUGAAUAAAUUAUAUUGUGUAUAGUAUGUUAUGUUCCAUUAAAUGGUAAGGUACUAAUUUCAGCAAAACAUAAGAUUAAAGGAAAUAUUGUAAGAUGAAUGGCGUGUAUAGAUACGAACAUUUUGUUUGGCAUAUAAAUCGAUAAUGUUUUGAACGGCCUUACAAAAUAAAAUAAUAGUUAGGAAUAAAGUUAUAACUUUCGUUAUACCCGAGAAUAAACUAAGAAUAUGCAAAAUGUUUACAAAGAGACAUUUUGCUUAAGAUUGGUUUAUUUAUUGAAGUAGGCGUUACUUUGCAGUAAUCCAUAAUUAUCCAAAUGAUUUGAGUUUUCUUUAGUGUUAAUUCCGCCAGUAUUUGUCUUUAAACAAUUCGACACGUGUUUCGCCUCUAUACGAGGUAUCCUCAGGACGUGUUGUCUCGCCAAAAUCUGGCACGAGACUCGUGUCAAAUCAUUUGGUUAUGAUUGGUUUAUUCGGACGUAUAACGUUUCCCGCGUUUAUUUGCAAGGGUGCUUUACAUUCGGAAACUUCAGAAUUAUAUAUUUUUUUAAUUAUGUGGCACGGGAUGCAAUUCCAUAGGUCAAAGAAUUAUAGUUAUAUCGACAAUGUUGUCAGAUACAGUCAAUAUUUUGCAUAUUCUUGGCCUUAGGCCAGACGAGUUAAGACAAAUGGUUUCUUUUUGCACAUAGCUUGUAAGAGAAAGAAAGUGGAGUGCUGUGAUAUGGUAUGCUUUGUGUAAAGAAUGAUCUUGGUGAUGGGUGAAUAUUUCUUUAAUUUUAAAUUAUUCGACUUGGAUGUAAGGUGCUAGAAACGCACACAAAUAGUUCUCAACAUUGUCUAGGUUUUGUGCGACAUUACCAGUGCCAAAAUUCAAAAUUAUUUUAUUUUCAAUAUCAGUUUUACAAAUUUGAUCUCUAGUUAUGUAAGAAACAGCUUUUACACCUUGGAUGCCUCCAUAAAAGGUGUUUAAACUGUUGUCCAAUUUAUUAUUGUAUUGAAAUUAAUAAAUAGAUAUUAUUCAA
Molecule: messenger RNA, 8701 nt
Organism: Leptidea sinapis
Lineage: Eukaryota; Metazoa; Arthropoda; Insecta; Lepidoptera; Pieridae
Gene: Lrp4
Product: low-density lipoprotein receptor-related protein 4
Exons: 35
Coding region: 278-6001 (1907 amino acids)
Molecular function (GO): calcium ion binding; protein binding
Source: RefSeq, a predicted model, not a curated record